Tribolium castaneum (red flour beetle) is the source of this 2857-nucleotide messenger RNA. Its product is annotated as nose resistant to fluoxetine protein 6. The record is from RefSeq and is a predicted model, not a curated record. Gene Ontology annotation, molecular function: acyltransferase activity, transferring groups other than amino-acyl groups. NCBI's taxonomy places the organism in Eukaryota, Metazoa, Arthropoda, Insecta, Coleoptera, Tenebrionidae. The coding region runs from base 691 to 2787 and encodes 698 amino acids. The transcript is spliced from 10 exons.
UUUUUUAUCUACCUACAUUUAAAAAUGUGUCAAGUUUGGAGUUAAAACCUUUUGACUUCAAGAGAUAAGAUUUCAAGAUAUUUGUGCGCCCAAGCAAGGAAAUUGUUAUUGGAGGUCUUGGGAAAUUCUCUCUUACAUAAGCACUGACAAAUUCCUCUAAUGUUCAGUUUCAAAUUAAUAACAAAACAUUACGCUUUUGUGCAAUGUCACCGUUCAUUCAUUUAAUUAAAUGCUACGUAAACAUGGAUCAUUUUCCACAUUAUUAUAAUCAUCAUAAGUCAAUACUCGACUUGUAAUCCGACGGAUUACUAAUUUAUUAUAUCACAGCAUAUGAAUAAAAAAAACGUCACGAAACUAGAUCGAAAAUCUCAACUUAUGCAGUCACCCAUUACAUAAAAUCGAAUAAAUAUCUCGUUCUGGUGGAUACUUUCACCAUUUCUUAGGUAACAUCACGUACAACAAGAGAUGUAAAAUUUUACUAGAAAUGGCAAUGAUUUAACACGUGUGACCCCGUUAUGUUUAUAAAUAUUUUCCCAAACAAACGCUCCAGUCAAUGACGCUCACUUUUAUAGUAAAACCACCCCACUAUAGCCAAACGUCCCCACUCACUUGCCUUUUAAAACAUUUUGCCCCAACUUUUCCUCAAUAAUUGCAAAGCUUUUGAGUGAAAGAGUCUCAAAUGAUACGACAAUGUUGAUUCGAUUACUUUUUGUGUUUAAUGGACUCGUGAUAGUUAAAAGUCUUAACCAAGCCCUUGUGGGCCAGUCUGUGCUCUACGGAAUAUCGCAUCUAGCCAAAGAAAACGCCAAUUUUUCAACAUGUCUUGAGCAGUUGGCCCAUUUUUACGACGCGGUGGAAGACCACCAAACCUGGGCCCUAAAAGCUCUUGAUGCUAGUGGUAGCCCAGGCUCCGGUUUUUUCUACGGAAAUAACUUAUGGCUGGGCUCUUACGCCCAAUGUGAGGACUUAUCAAACACCAAACCCUUUGAAAUCAGCUACGAGAGUGUUAGACGCCCCAAUGCCACCCUUUACGACUUCCCUCCAUUUAAUUUAGGUUUCGCUGUGGCUUAUUUCGAGCACAACAGCACGCUCCAGCAUCACACGCAACUACCUUUGGAGUUCACGAUACAACUUGGCCUGUGCAUCCCCCAAACUUGCUCAACUCAUGACUUACACCCCUUACUUGAGAAUUAUGUAAACCAGCGAUCUUUAACCGCCCAAAACUUAUACAACCUGAACCUAAAUCUCACAAUGAUUCGCUCAUUAGAACCGACCGGGUUAUGGCUACUUCAAUUACCAAAAACCAUAAUCUUCCUAUCCUUGGUCUCCACUGUGCUAAUUUUGACCAUCAUUGGCACGUGCUACGACGUACGAAAGCACAAACUGGCCAAAAAUCUAAUCACAGGACAUCGGGGCAACCUCACAGGAAAACAGAGCUCGAGUGUUGAACUCGUUUCAAAUUCCUCCUCAGAAGUCGAAACUAUAGGCACAUUUGGCGCAAUUUUGAAAUGUUUCUCGAUGUAUUCCAACGUGAAAAAUCUGGUCAAAACCGACUUGCCCCCAGAGUCGGUCACGGUAAUCCACGGGCUGAAAUUUUUCGGGAUGUUGUGGGUGAUUAUGGUGCAUGCUGUUUUCUACCAGUCGGAUUAUUUGAGCAAUGUGCCAACAGCGUACCGACUAUCUGAGGAUAUUUUCGCCCAAAUAUUGAGCAAUUCGACGUAUUCGGUCGACACGUAUUUAUUUCUGAGCGGGUUUUUGUUGGCUUAUUUGUUUUUCAAAUCGAGGGCGAACCACGACUCGGUUCUUCGGAAGGUUUCGCAAUUUUUCAUGAUGUUCCUCAACCGAUUUUUAAGACUAACACCACCUUACGUAUUUGUUAUAUUGAUGACUGAUGUUAUGUAUACGUACUAUCGCAAAGCUUCGGUGCUUUAUUCCAGCGAACGCAACGAGGAGCUUUGCCCCAAAUAUUGGUGGCGAAAUUUGUUGUACAUUAAUAACUUGUACCCGAGGUCUGAGAUGUGUCUGAGCUGGUCGUGGUAUUUGUCAGUUGAUACUCAGUUCUUUACGGUCGUUUCGUUUUUACUCAUUUUGUCAACAAGCAAAUUUAAAAUUUCAGCCGCUUUAACAGUUCUCUUAAUAAUUGGGAAUGUUUUGGCCACGACUUACAAGUCUUACACUAUUCGCUACAUUCCAACUAUGGAUGAGCAACUGACUGAGCUUGACGCAAUUUAUGACUUGCCGUGGAACAGAAUUGGGCCAUAUUUAAUUGGAGUUGUUACGGCUUACAUUUACGUAAUUAAAUUAAAACAAAAACUGGUUUUGAAAGAAAGAACCCGUAUUAUAUUGUGGACUUUGUUUCCGCUCCUCAAUUUAUGGAUUUUGUUUACUUUGUACACUAGAAAUUUAUCGGUAGAGUUUUCUGCAGUGUACAUGGGAGUGUCAAGGACUCUGUGGGGGAUUGGUUUAGGGUGGCUUAUCAUCGCGUGUUCCACAGGAAACGCACGAGCUUUAGAGAAAUUCCUUUCGUUUCGAGGUUGGAUUCCGCUAAGCCGUUUGACAUACUGUGCAUAUUUGCUGAAUCCUCUUCUAGCUAACAUGAUAUACAUGGGGUCUAAUAGUAGUUUAAACGCCUCCAAAGCUUCAUUCGGCGUCACGACGCAAGGAGUCGCAAUGACGACUUAUUUCCUGGCAUUUUUCAUGUCAGUGUUAAUUGAAUCACCCAGUAUUUUACUCACCAAAAUGAUGUUCAAUAAGUUGGUAAAGUCGAGGAAUGCGAACGCGGCUUAACUAAGGUUUUAUUUACUUGAUGACUGUGAUUUUAGAUUGUAUUUUUGUACGAAUAAAAAUCCUAAAAGUU